CGCCGGCCUGCACACGCGCACACAGACGCACGCAAAGUGGAAUGCUGUUGCCGUCUUGCUGGGAAAAGUGGCACUCAGCACAAGAGUGAAGAAGACUGCGCUCAUUUACCAUGAGCUGUUUGGAUGUUAUGUACCCAGCCUAUGGACAUUACGCCUCAUACGCAGCUAGCGCUCCUGCUUUCAUCAACACACUACAGACUCCCACUGGUGUGAGUAGUACCUCGCCUCUGUGCCGGGAUUUUAUGGACACUCCCAGGGCUCCAGAGGGAAUGUCCGCCGUUCAGGGCUCCGUUGGCGGAUCGACGACCUCGUCAUCUUCGUCCGCAUCGUCAUCAUCAUCAUCUUCUUCUUCUGCCUCCUCAUCUUCCUCUUACACGCCCGCGGCCUCCCGGCCUGACGAGGGCCCCAAGGACAAGCAGGAGGGCCCCGAGGCCGAGUACCUGAGCUCGCGCUGUGUGCUUUUCACCUACUACCAGGGGGACAUCAGCAGCGUGGUGGAUGAGCACUUCUCUCGGGCCCUCAGCUCCUAUAUGGACGGGGAAGGCAAGCGGCAAGUUUCGGAGCAACAGGCGGCUGGUACCCCAGACACGCCUUCACCGAGCAGCCGACGAAGCUUCCCUCCAUCCUUCUGGGACAGUAACUACUCGUCACCUCAAAGCCGUGCGCACUGCGAGACGGCGGCUCCUUCCUAUUCCAUGGACCCCUACGCCUCGGGGCUACACCCGGGUCUGCCGCACCCGCACGCGCACCCGCACGCUCACCCUCACUCGCAUCCUCACCCUCACCCGGCGGAGAGUUGGGGCUACACACAGGCUCAGGCCUACGGUCCCCCGAGGCCCCUCCAUGAACUGUACUCACCCUCCACUUUGGAGCCCCACUACGGGCCCCUGCUCAUGCCCACUGUUCGGCCGGCCCACCUGCCCACCUUGCCGAGCCACUACGAAGUCAGCAAGCUGGAGCCCACGGCCUCCUGGCCCGGCCUGCUACCUCCGGGGGACGUCGGCCAGACAUUGGCCCUCAACAUGGACGCAGGCCUGCAGCAGCACAAGAAAGGGAAGGAGCUCUACUGGUUCUAACGAGGCCCGCAGUCACAUUGACCACAGCCAAUUAGUCCCUGGACCUUCUCCGCUUUUGAAAAAGUGUGUCCCCUUUAUCCCAUGCAUGCACGCAGACAAACACGCAUUCAGAUCGACACACAGACACAUACACACUCCUGGCCUCCCCUGACAGGAUACAGCCUGGCUCCAGGUGGAUGCGAGUGCACCAUGGAGAUAACAAAUAAUCUGGACCGUCUUCGCCAUGUCCCUCCCCCGGGGAAGACCCUGGCAUGGAGGGGGGGGGGGGGGCGCGCCAUGUUGGACCCAGAAAAACAGACUUUACCUCAUCGCGGGAUGGAUUUUGGGGAGGAAAUCACUUCAAUUGUGCCUGGUUAUCUUCAUUUCAAGCCUUGUGUUUGUCACUUCGUCCACCAAAAAAGUACGAUAAAAUGGAGAUUUUGUUAUUGAUAAGAUGGUGUUUCUAUUUAUUGGUGUUUACUUUAUGAAUUGUUUGCUAUAUAGGCCAGUGUUUCUGCAAUGAUUGUGGUUGGGUUUCUUGUGUUUUUUCCAAAGGUAUGUGACAAAAGUGACCACACAAGACUUUUUUUGUGGCACUUAUUAUCCAUUUCUGGGAGAAAUUACAUUUUUUUUGGAGGGGGGGGGGGCAGGGGAUUACUUUCGCUGGAUUGAUUGCUUUUAAUUCUCCCUUGUUUGAAUCAGGACUGUCUCUUUCGUGUGUAUUAUUUCUUUCUCCAUUUAUUUUGUGUCCAAAAAUAUUGUGAUGUCAAUAAAUAUUUUUUUUUAAAGCGC
Hippocampus zosterae (dwarf seahorse) is the source of this 1847-nucleotide messenger RNA. It is a transcript of the gene vgll2b, whose product is annotated as vestigial-like family member 2b. Gene Ontology annotation, cellular component: nucleus. NCBI's taxonomy places the organism in Eukaryota, Metazoa, Chordata, Actinopteri, Syngnathiformes, Syngnathidae. The transcript has 4 exons. The record is from RefSeq and is a predicted model, not a curated record. Gene Ontology annotation, biological process: regulation of transcription by RNA polymerase II. Bases 111 to 1076 code for a protein of 321 amino acids.